GCGAUUGUCACUCCUUCCAACGCACUAGUCCCAUCCCCGAGACCGACAUGGAUGGUGCCCAAACGUGCCAACAUGUCGCGUCGAUCUUCUCCUCAGGCGAUGUCGAGCACAGUCCUCUUCGCAAGUACAAACGGGUGUUGGCUUGGGAGGCCCGCCGGACACAACUAGACACCCUCAAGCAGCCACACAAAAGAAUUGCGGCUUCUUUGUGUGGGACUUGCGAGGUCGCGCUGCAUCGGCCACUCGUGUGCUUGCACUGUCCUUUCGCCGGCUGCUGGAAGGCGGGACAUGCCGCCAGUCAUUUGCGAGAAUCGGACCAUGCAUUUUUAAUGGAUGUCAGAACAGGAUAUUUGUUCUGCGUGCAAUGCGACACUUUCAUCUUCAGCGCGUUGUUAGACGAAUGUCGCACAUCUACAUUGCUGAGAAUGGAGGAGAAUCAAAUGCGUUCCCAAGUCUCUCGGGAACGAUAUCACGCUUGGUCUCCAUCCGAGCGGGAUACUGCCGCAUUAGCCAAUGCGAAAACGAUUUCGUGUCAGGGUCGUAGGGGUCUCCUCAAUCUGGGCCAAACAUGUUUCAUGAACGUUGUGCUGCAAUGUCUUGUCCAUAACCCGCUGCUUCGAAACUACUUUCUCGCAGACAAGCACAAUAAUCGGCAAUGCAAAAUAGAGGAAGAUUGUACGUGCUGCGAGAUGGAUAAACUGUUUGGUGAAAUAUACGCCCCGAAUCCGACAAGUGCGCACGGACCUAUUUCAUUCCUUGCCUCGACAUGGCGCAAGUCGGCCGAGCUAUCGGGCUAUGCACAACAGGACGCCCACGAAUUCUUUCUUUCUACUCUCAACCACAUCCACAGCACGUCACGCGGAUCAACAGAAGUUUCAUGCAAUUGCAUCGUCCACUCGACGUUCGCAGGCUCGCUUCAAAGUGACGUCGUUUGUGCAAAAUGUGGCAGUGCCACGAGCACUGUCGAUCCGUUACAAGAUAUCAGUCUGGAGCUGCAAAGGAAGGGCGCGGACUCGGCAGCUCAGCAAUCUGCCUCGGCAUUCGAGAACACACUUGCCGCCUGCCUUAGACGCUACACACAGCCUGAAAAGCUGGGGCCGCAACAGUAUAGCUGUUCCAAGUGCAAGACAGCGCAUGUGCGUUCCCUCGCAUCAGGUCUACCGGUGUCUGAUCACGGGGACUCAGGAAGUCUCCAAACGACUGAGCAUCAAGAGGUUGCCGCCCGUCCUGAGCCUCCAGCUGAAGCGCUUCGAACACAAAAGUUCCGACAAGGGACGGCGCGGAAAUUGACACCAAGAUCAAGUUUCCCGUGGUCCUCAAUAUGGCGCCGUAUACGUCGUCAUUUCUCAGCACCAGUAAGGAAAAUAGCAGAGACAUGCAGGUCUUUUGUGUCAAUCGACUAUGACUUGUUCGGUGUCAUUGUACACGAAGGGCAGAUCAACAAUGGCCAUUAUACAUGUUAUGCAAGAGCAGGGACGAGAGUCACACCCGCGACGCUCAGCAACGUGCUUGCUGCGCCGGCUUACAUGUUAUUCUAUGUCAAACACCACCUGGAUUACAAACCCAACAUCACUCCAACCUAUGUCGCAUCGAGGGAGAAGGAGCUGGAGCGAGAACGGGAGAAGGAGAGAGAGCGGGAGAAGGAGAAAGCAAUGGCCGAAGAGAGAGAAGCAAAGGAGUUGGAGGAUGCUUUACUCGCCAUAACAUGAGGCUCGUACACUGCAAGCGCUGAGGAACUCGCAUAGCUGCAAUUGCAAAUUCCGAGUACGGAAAGAACAUUACCAUAGGGAGAUAUGUCAAGCACCCGCAAACAGAGAGCCUUUUCAACCAAAUGUCAUGGAUGCGGCGAUACCAACGCGGAUAGAUAGCCUUGGUCCGGCUGAUGAGGGCAGAAAAGUGCGCCUCGCGGGCCAAGUGGCUGCCUUUGAUGCGCGCACGGGCAUGAUGCUGCUGCGUGCCCGAAAUGAGGCCGUCGUGCUGGAUGUGAGUGGAUGCACGUCGGGAACUGGCGAUGAGGCGCCGGAGUGGCUGGCGGAACGCAUGUGCAUGGUCACUACUGUUGGCUAUGUCCAGUGGCUGGGCGAUUCUGAGAAUUUACAACUCCCGGCUCUGCCAAAGCGCUUGCAAGAGAUACGUGUGGUGGAGGGUGUUGUUGUGCGAGGCUUGCUUGUUUCGGCCCGGCGGGAUCUCACCCUUGAGGCAUGGCACGAGGGAAUCGCUGCGCUGCAAUAGACAGUCAAAGGAUGGAAGUGGCGUCGUAGCGAGGGUCGUGGGCAGACCUUGAAUGAAUAAAGAGCCCACUCUCCCUUUGUUUAUAAAGGUCAAAGCACGCGUUAAGCGAAUUGAUCGAAGCUGCUAUAAGACAAGGCCCGAGCUCACCCACACACGAUAAUCUUUAUCCUACCCACCUUGACUCCCGACUCCUACGACGCGCCGACUUCCGCGAUAACUGAUGGCGUACCCUGUCUCUCGAACCCGUCAAGUCGGCGACUGCUCGCUUACGACCGCAUCCGGAUCACCUUCCACUCCCACACUGUCGGACAUGGCGCACACCACCACCAUUACAUCCUCUACAUACACAACCACCGCCCAUCCUUGCGUUCAAGAGCUCUUUCGCUUCUUGUACACUCUCCCUGCGCAUAUAAUCAAGAACCCGCAAUUCUGCCUCACGACCAGUGUGACCCCGAUUCCGUUCACGCUGGCAGCGCUCGGUCUCCUCCAUCGGGCCGCGCACGAGCUUUACCCGCUAUUCUGGGAUGAGAGUAGGAGAUCGGACACCGCAAGGCAGGUCCAGGACGUUCUCGACUCUGGAGCCCGCCUGAUUAUCCCAACGACAUGGCCUGGGAUUGAUGGCGUUCUAUCCGAGCUCGCUAUGCGUGAUGCGGCGAAACGACCACCGCUGAAACGCAAAGCUGACGAGGCCACUGGCGCCGGGUCUAAGGCGGCUUCCCGCGACUCUGAGCCCCAGGCCAAAGUACAGCGAGUGACACGGGCCAGCGUACGAAACCAAACUCACGCGCCAACGGAAUCUUCCGCGGAGGGAACAUCUUCGUCAUCCUCCUCGACAUCGCCUUCAUCUCCCCCAGUGCCCCACACGAAGCCUGCCGUCAUACAAUCUGCUCCCAUUGCUGCGAAUAUCAUUUCGAAGCGUCGAAGAUCCCCCCCACCUGCUGUGCCGGCCAAUCCGCAGCGGGUCAGCGCUCGGCAGAAGGAACAGCGACAGCCUCGUGCGGGCGAGCUGGAGGGGAUCAGCAAUGAUGCACCCAGUGCAUCCUGCUCGGCUGCCCCUUGCAUGUUGGGCGAGCGAGGGAGAUCGAUAUCCCGGGAGUCUACUGGGUCCAGUCGCUCGAAUGAUACAUUGGUUGCCUCGAGAGAAGGCUCGGUGGAGACAGUCGUCGACGCGGAUCCUGGAGUCACGCCCGAUGAACCCAUGGAAAAUGCCGUCCUGGGAAAGACCUCUCAGAAAGCGGUCAUUAUCAUCUCUGGGGACGGGAACGUCGCUUCAGUUGGGCUGGAGCCCGGGAUGGUUACCCGCAGUCGGAGGAAUCGAGAACCCGCCGUCAAGUCACAAGUGUCUCCCGCAGUUGCCAGGCCGAAACCAUCUGGUAAACGCAAAACUGCGAAAGUCAGACCGAGGGACUAGGAAGAGCGAAAUUCUGUGUAAAGACCCUGCCCACAGCCUUGUUUGUAUUACUACCCCUCUCUCUCUCUCUCUGCGAGCGUAUUACCACCACUUCCCCUACGAUUUCUCGUGUACAGUAUGGAUAGGACACUAUUGUAGAUCACAUCGUUAUUAGUUAUUUUAUGAGAGCGCGUUCUGGCCUGGACGCGUCG
Molecule: messenger RNA, 3834 nt
Organism: Mycena citricolor
Lineage: Eukaryota; Fungi; Basidiomycota; Agaricomycetes; Agaricales; Mycenaceae
Source: the annotation of a GenBank genome assembly